Molecule: messenger RNA, 2579 nt
Organism: Pseudomyrmex gracilis
Lineage: Eukaryota; Metazoa; Arthropoda; Insecta; Hymenoptera; Formicidae
Gene: Taf8
Product: transcription initiation factor TFIID subunit 8
Exons: 5
Coding region: 225-1100 (291 amino acids)
Biological process (GO): transcription initiation at RNA polymerase II promoter
Cellular component (GO): transcription factor TFIID complex
Molecular function (GO): protein heterodimerization activity
Source: RefSeq, a predicted model, not a curated record
UAGUUUCAUUAGUUCCAAUUCCUGUAUUUCCUGCAUUAGUUCGUUCCAUCUUGCUUAACUGAACACAGCCCUGGUGCUACAAAGGUUUUAGUUAAGGGUCCACUGAGCCAUAAGAGCACCAGUAACUAGUAACCAAAGGUUUUAGUUGAAAAAAGAUAAACUUACGUUGAAAUAUAUGUAAUUUCCAAGCAUUUCUGUCAAUUUUUGUCAGAUUUUUAUUCAGUAUGGAUGCACAAACAGUCAAUACUCGAAGAAAAAUAUUAAAUCAAGUAGUUUGCAGUAUUUUAGUGGAGUGUGGAUUUGACACGUGUGAAAAACAAGCGGUAGAAACUCUCACUGAAAUGUUACAAUCAUUUCUUGUAGAAACUGGGGCUUCAGCAAGAAAUUACUGUGAACUUUCUGGGAGAACUGAGCCUCUCAUGGCAGAUGUGAUACUAGCAUUGAUCAAUAUGGGUAUGAAACUAGAUAACAUUGAAAAUUAUGCCAAAAGACAAAAUAGGACAAUUUUACCAGCUCUUCAACAACAAACACAAUCAAAGCAAUUGAAUAUCUUGCAAGCUGGUGUUAAGCAAGGUCAUCCAUCUCAUAUACCGAGUUAUUUACCUCCUUUUCCUGACCCACAUGCGUAUAUUAGAACUCCUACACAUAAACAGCCAGUAACAGAGUAUGAAGCUAUAAGAGAAAAGGCAGCGACACAAAAACGUGAUAUAGAAAGAGCUUUAACAAGGUUUAUUGCUAAAACAGGAGAAACACAUAGUUUAUUUCUCACAGAAGACAACAGCAUGUUUCCCUUAAUAGCUUGCAAACCAAAAUUUCCAAGUUAUAUCUCUGCUCUUUUACCACAAGAUCAAAUAUUUGAGCCAGACCCUGAUUUUCAAUUUGAAUCAAACACAGUAAAAAAGAAAAAAGACCAACAAAGUGAGGAGACAGAAGAAAACAAUCAAACACAAAAUGAAAAUAUAGAGCAAAAUGGUGAACCUACUACUCAGCAAGAUAUUAUAGAUAAUCCGUAUUUAAGACCUGGAAAAAUUCCUAAAAACAAAAUAUCAGGUACAACAGUAGCUGGACAGCUUUCUGUCAAAAGAGAACUCGAAUCUUGAGAAAUAUUGUGUAAUAUAUUGUAUAAAUAAAUUUGUAUUUAUAUAUACAUUUAUAUAUAUUUAUAUAUACUUGCUGUGCGCGGCAUCUGCAAAUGAUGAGCAGUUCUUAUAGCAAACGUUGUCCGAAGCGAAAGGAUUAAAUUAUAUUUUAUAUUCCAAACGUGAAAUAUAAAAAGUUAAAAUAAUAAAAUCUGCUGUUUUAUUAAGUGUAAAUAUUUUUAUUGUAAAAAUGUGAUAUUAUACAUAAAAGUAUUCCGAAAUACAUUAUCUGUCUGAAAAUUAAAAUAGGUGUCAAUAUUUUAUUAUUAUUAAGUUUUUACAUUGAUUGCACUGCAUGUUAUGUUAGAAAAUCACUAUAUGGGGUUAGAACAUUCUUUGCACUCAUUAGCAACAUUUGAAAAAAACCCGAAAAUUUGAGAAAUUUCAAUUGUCACAUCGUAAUAUAUUUUGGCUUGUAAUUUUAAUAUAAUUUCUACAUGGCAACCAUCUAAAUUUAAAAUCUGUUAUUCUUGAAAUAACAACUAUUUAGCUGGAAAAUCUGGUUCUUGUUUUAAAACCAUCUCGGAAAUUUUUUUCGUAAGGAAUCGAGUCAAAUGAGAUGCAAUUUAGAUUUUAAACUUAGAUGAUUCCAUUAUACAAAUAAUUAUUUAAGGAUUCUCAAUAUCUGAACGUCAAGUCUAAUUUAACAGUAACGACGUUGGUCGCCACAAGAACUAAGAGACAUAGAAAACACGAGAUCUUUCAUAUUGCUUACGUUUUUGCUCUUAGAAUAUGAUAGAUAUAUAUGUUGUUUAAAAAAAAGGAAAUAACAAAUAAAUAAAAUAAAGUGAAAAAAGUAUAAACAAUACAAACAGAUUCACAUCUGCACGUCACAAGACGGCCAAAAAUGGCUUGAAAAUAUGAAACAGUAUCGUGCAUUUUAUAUAAAAAUAAUAGUGUUUAACGACAAAUCAAGAAUCAAAAGGUUCUCAACAAAGCACAUCUAUAUAAAAUAUACUAGACACUUUGCUUGGAAUGUGAUUUAGUGUAAGAAACUCAAAAUCAAGGUAUGAUUCGGCAGUUGUCAAAAAUGUUUAUUGUGUAGUCUUGAUUUUGUUGAGCCGCAAGAAAAGCUUUUGACAUAUUUUACGAAUGUGCUUUAGAUUCUAUGUGCGUUAUACAGAAAUAAUCUUUUAUUUUUACACAAAGUGCACGAAACUCGCGUAUUUUUCUUCUGACGUUAUCAAUUUAACGUGGCCGCAAAAGUAUCGCGAAGAAUCUUAAUAUAGUUGGCAUCUUCAUCAAAUAGUUUUUUAUGCUCAUUUUGUAAAAAUAUAACAUCUUUUAUAAUAAUAUUCUAUACAACAAAGAUAAAAAUUUUAUUUAUGUUUUACUAAAUAGAUGUGUAAAUAUGGCUUUUACAGGUUUUAAUAUAUAUUUUAUCAAAACCUAUGUGUAUAUAUUAUACAUAUAUGUAUGUGUGUAUGUGUAUAUGUAUAU